This is a messenger RNA of Medicago truncatula (barrel medic), 1882 nucleotides long. RefSeq names its product putative FBD-associated F-box protein At5g53635. The record is from RefSeq and is a predicted model, not a curated record. The coding region runs from base 149 to 1831 and encodes 560 amino acids. NCBI's taxonomy places the organism in Eukaryota, Viridiplantae, Streptophyta, Magnoliopsida, Fabales, Fabaceae. The transcript is spliced from 4 exons. Gene Ontology annotation, molecular function: protein binding.
CCGAUUCAAACUUUACUAACUUCUCCACCUUAUUAGGGCCCUUCCCCUAGAAAGUGGAGAUAAGCUGGAGAAUUAGAAAGUUGUUUGAACUCCAUCAUUAGGUUUAUCGCUUCAGCUGCCCAAGUACAAACAAAAACAUUAUAAAAAAAUGGGAUUCUGCUACACAACCAUAGUAUUGGAUUCAAUAACAAACUACACAAUGGAAUUGUUCACAAUCGCCACAUUCUUAACGCUCUUCGUCGUUUACCGAAUUGUAAUUAGUCCCAACGUGUCUACGUCUCUAAAAACCAAGUUGGACAAUGGAGAAAAGUGUUGCAGCAAUGAAGAAAAUGAGGCAACGAACGUCAUCAAUAAAACAACAGAGGGUUCUUUCAAUUUCGUGUUCAACUCCGUUCAGACGAAGGAAAACAUGAAGUCUGGUUCCAACAGGACAAGAAAGAAAAAUCGUGUUAAGAAGAGUACUAAAAGAGCAACAAGAGAUACAAGAUGGCUAAACUAUCAGACAUUCAUCACCAAGCUAGACUUUGGUGAUAUUCGCUAUUCCGAUUCCUUCCCUUCACAAAUCUGCACUCACUGCAAAGUUAGUUGUUACUCUGCUUUCUCUGUCUCUGAUAAGGUGUGUUAUGAUGAUCUGACUUUAUGCCAAAGGUGUGCACUCUACAAUGGUGGCAACAAUUUGGACGAUAGAAUCAGCGAUUUACCAGAUGAGUUAUUGUGUUACAUACUCUCUUUUCUACCAAUGAAACUCGCUUUUACUACAACUGUUCUUUCAAAGCGGUGGACCCUACUCUGCUGUUCACUCUUGGUUCUCCGUUUAAAUGAUCAAACCUUCAAAGACUAUGAGGCCUUUUACCAGUUUUGUCGUUUUAUGGAUACUCUCAUGCUCUCUCCUCUUACUACCAGCCAACCCAUCAAGGCAUUUCUCCUCAACUGUUGUAUUAAACACCGCGCGCAAAAUAGUAAAUUUAAUGUAACAAAAUGGCUAGAAGUUGCAAAACGGCGUCGUGUUGAGGAAUUUCACCUCACGUUAUAUUACCACAACUUGAAGCCCAUUAUUUUCAUCUCCCAAACCCUUGUUGUUCUCAAACUUAAAAGGUUAAAUGUUGGAAAUGAUACUUUGUGUGUUGAUCUUCCAUCGCUGAAAACCCUUUAUUUGCAAUUAGUGUAUUUUAAAAAUCAGAAGGAUUACAUUAAUUUUCUUUCCGCUUGUCCUAUCCUUGAAGAUUUUCAUGCUAAAUCUAUCUAUAUACAUAGUGAGAUGAAUCAUGAUGAAUACGAUGCACCAAAAGGGUUGAAAUCCUUGACCUUGUCUAAAUUGAUUAGAGCGAGAAUCAGUUCAAUGGAUGUUCUAUUUAAUGGUAUUAAUAAUGUUGAAUUUCUACGUAUAACCACUGAAUCCAGAAAUCAAGAGGCUUCUUUCAAAGUCAUUCCAGUGUUUCCAAACUUAAUUCAUAUUGAUCUUGUGUUUUGUCAUCACUCAUUUCAUUGUUGGGAUGGUGUGGUAGAACUUCUCCGCUGUUGUUCCAAGCUUCAAAUUCUUUCUAUUAGAAAGUGGACGGAGACCAACUCAUCCAAGGAAUGGAAAUGCCCAGUUGCAGUUCUUGAGUGUAUUUCGUCUCACCUAAGAUCAUGUACUAUUUUAAACUUUGAAGGCUCGGCGGAUGAUCUUCGAUUUGCAAGAUAUAUUUUGCAUAAUGCAAGUCUUUUACAAGACAUGAGAAUCGAAGUUACUGCAAAUGGAAUACUUUUGGAAAAAAGUCGGAUCAUAAAAGAACUGUACUCCUAUCCAAGGAUAUCUACAACAUGUAAACUUUCAUUUGAAUUUAAAUAAUGUUACUAAAAUUAUCAAUGUUAUUCUAAUAUGCAACCACAUUGUUUGAUA